Molecule: messenger RNA, 3798 nt
Organism: Amphibalanus amphitrite
Lineage: Eukaryota; Metazoa; Arthropoda; Thecostraca; Balanomorpha; Balanidae
Product: protein Aster-B-like
Exons: 15
Coding region: 490-2844 (784 amino acids)
Biological process (GO): intracellular sterol transport
Cellular component (GO): endoplasmic reticulum-plasma membrane contact site; plasma membrane; endoplasmic reticulum membrane
Molecular function (GO): sterol binding; sterol transfer activity
Source: RefSeq, a predicted model, not a curated record
GUUUUAUGGUGAGGAAAUAUGCAAGUGCAAUCAUCAUGGAAGUAUUCUCUUGAAAGAGACAGAGUCCAUUAAAUUUGCAUUGGAUCAUUGACUUUUUUAGGUCAAUGCAUAUUGCAUUGGAUCAUGAAGUUGCAUUUUUUUGACACGUUAUUUCUCGUUUUUGCUUUUGAAAAAAUGAAUAAGUUCACAGAUUUUGAAGAUCCCUUCAUUUUUUUAAAAUAAUUAACUGUGAUGUUAUACAUGCUAUUCAUGUAAAACCAAGUAGAACGAAGACUUUGCAUUCAUGACGUCAUUUUAAGGUAUGAUAGCAUCGACUUGAUGCAGCUGCUCACGCUCACGUUCAGUGCGUUCACAAAAUACUGAACGUCUUAUCUGCGCCAAUCAGCAGGCUGAAGGGGAAAAUGUAGCAGACGAAAAGUUUACCAUAGAUAAAUAAAGUUGAAAAAUAUACCUACCUACGGAAGCUUGAAGUUAGCCAGCUGAGGGAGGAUGUCGGUGGUGCGGCGGCAGCAGCGGCAGUCGGAGGAGCCCGACUUUAGCCUGCCAGACGUGGCUGAGGUGCCUGCACUCAGCUGCCAGCCGCCCAGCAGCCCCGACCAGAGCCCAGAGGCUGAUCGCUUCUUCGACACACACGAUGAUCGUCUGCGCAGACAGUCAUCCCGCUCCUCCACCGGCAGCCGCAAACUGACGUCGGCACGCUCGUUCGAGAAUCUCCACCAGACGGUCUCCUCUCAAAGUCUGCCCGUGCAGGAGAGCAAUGGGUCAUCUACGGGCCCAACGCUGCACCGGUCUGCCAGCAGUCACAGCACGCCCCUUCCCGGCGGCGGUGGAGGGGGCGGAGGGUCCGGUCACAGACGCUCCAACAGCGGCGCGGCGAUGGCUCCGGCAGGUCCCCCGUCCCCGUCCACCGCCGGCCCGGGACUGCAGGAACAGAGUCGGGCCGCUUCGGAGACCGCCCGAGACGGACUGGGCGACUUCAGUCGACAGGAGGCGGGCAGCGAGGCGAGUCUCUCGGUGACUCGGCCCGACUCCACGCGCUCCUCCGACUCGGGCAGGAAGGAGAGUAAGCGGGCGCGCCGCACGCCCUGGUACAGCCUGCUGCGGAACACGUACAAACAGCGCUGCGACGAGUUCCGACGCACCUUCGAGAUACCGUCCGACGAGCGGCUCAUUGUCGACUACUCGUGCGCCCAGGUAGACGUCGGUAAAAUGAUCUACCACGGCCGGCUGUACAUCUCCCAGAACUACAUCUGCUUCACUUCCAACAUCUUCAAGUGGAACGUGUCUUUCUGCGUGGCUCUGCGGGAGGUGCGGGCCAUCACCAAGAUGAACGUGCUCGUCUUCCCAUCGGGAAUCAACAUAGAAACGGCCUCCGAGAAAUACGUACUCAGUUCCUUCGCCUCCCGGGACCGCGCCUUUGUAAACAUUGAGAACAUCUGGCGAAACUGUAUCGACAAGCAGGUGUUGUCUGCGUCACAGCUGUGGCAGAUGGUCCACGAGUUGUACGGUUCCGAGCUCGGUCUGACCAGUGACGACGACGACUACGUGGACCCCAGCGCAGAGGACGACUCGUCCAACAAACUGCGCGCCAGAAAAGCAGCCAGGGAGUUUUACCACGGCGCGGGUCCGCUGGAGGCGGACUCGGCGGCCGGCAGUGACGUGCCCCCGGCACCCACCACUCCCACCACGGCCGCCCCGCUGCGCUCGCCGCCCGGCCGCGAUGACGACGAGUCCGACACCACCGAGGAUGAACCAGCGGCGUUCGGCUGUGACGGCAGCCAGCACGUGGGCCGGCACGUCACCUCCCUGGAGCUGCCGCUGCACGUGGACCAGGUGUUCACACUGCUCUUCACACACUCUGACUUCUCCGAGGCCUUCCAGCGUGAGAGGAAAUACUACGACGUGCAGUCGAGUGAGUGGCAGGACGGUGAGGAGGCCGGCACCAAGGUGCGCAGCGUGCGCUUCCAGCUGGACGUGAACCACCCGCUGGGGAAGACCACCACCGUCACCGAGGAGCAGACCAUGCUGCCCUCCAGCCAGGCCGGCUACAUGUACGCCGUCGACGCCGAGGUCAACAACUCCGGGGUGCCGAUGGCAGAUGUGUUCUACCUCAUCAAACACUACUGCCUGGUGAAACUCUCCAGCAGAAAGACCAGGCUCAACAUCUGGUGUAUGGUCAAGUUCAGAAAAUCGACACUCUUCAAAGGUUUCAUCGAGAAGACUUCCAACGACGGCAUGGACGAGCACCACAGCCUGUUGAACCAGAUGCUGCUCGACACGACCGGAGAAAUUAGCAAGCACCGGCGCGCCAAGCGGCGGCGGGCGGGCAGCAAGGCUGGCGCGGGGGCCGACCUGCUUAGUGAGGCGUCCGUGACACUCAGCCCGCGCGGAGCCAAAGUGUCGCCACUGAGCGGCGGCGAGUCCCGUCCGGCCACCUCGGACCGCCUCCUGCUGGCCGUCAUGGCCUUCAUGCUGCUGCUCGUGCUGAUGAACGGCUACCUCUACCUGAGGAUGUCGCGGCUCGGGGAGCAGACGGAGGCGUUCGCGCACCGGGACAUACUCGCCGAGCAGCUCAGCCGGAGUCGGCCGCACAGCGUGGACGACUGUCUGCGAGUGGUGCAGCAGCAGGACAGACUGCACCGAGCCGAGCUGCACAAGUGGCAGGAGAUCGUCCACUCUGUGACGGCGCUGCUCAAACAGAGCGAGUCCGCCCUGGCCACACUGCAGGCAACGCUGGAGUCACAUCGGGCGCGGGACUGGCCGGCCGCUGCCGACCCGAGUCCCGUCCCCGGCGCGGGCAUCUGCGUGCCCUCAGCGGACCAGACCUGUCCAGUGGCCAGCUAAAGGCGGGCCCACACCGGCCGCAGAGACGGAGAGACCAGUCUGUGAUAUAUCCUACUUAUAGACGACCCGCUGCGCCGCGCGGCGCGCGCGCCGGCCGGGUACCGGGCUAGUGAUUGUUACCGGUUACAAAGGUUGUUUAUUUCUCAGAGUGUUGACGGACCGGCGCACCUGUGAUGGUCGGCGUCGUGUGACUGAGUGGUAAGAGAGGAGCACUGCACGGCACGGCACGUGAGAGUGUCCUGCUGCGGCUGAUUUUCUGCCGCAGCACGGAACUGGUUUGCACACAGAGCUCUACACUUACCUUUAUUUAAGCUAAGCCGUUGAGCCUAUCAUGAUAUCAAUUGCAUAGGGUGUGUCGUUUUGGUGACGAGUGUCUGCCUGCGCGCUGCCUCUGAGGACCUGUUAUUGAGGGACCGGUGGUCCGCGUGGACCGGGACCGGUGGUCCGUGUGGACCUGUACCGAUUCGGGCCGAGUGUGGCGCCCUCUGUGCGCCGGUCCGCCGCGGCCGGCCCGCUCCGUACCUGCGGCUCCCGGGCCGGCUGAGCCGGCGCGGCGCGCGACCCUCGCAGCGCUGGCCGCCGGGCGUUCUCACGGGAGCACAAACUACUUACGGGGAUUUCUGGGCGGCCACUCCAGUCCCCGCAGGGCUGCUGGGCGGCUCCGGAGUCCUCCAGUGCCGCUCCGGUCACAGUUUCCGUCGCUGUGCGGCUCCGCCCGGUGUCGAAUUGUCCUGUUAGGACGCCGGUCGCUGUCGGUCCAGUGGGACGACGCACGUUUUAGUCGUUGUUUUAUCGCGUCUAGUCUACGCCUCGAUCCGAUGUUGUGCGUCAUGCGAGCUGCCCGGAAAACACGAUCGAGCUCUACACGUGUACCGGCAUAUUUAUCUUUAUUUUAUUGUGUGCGUAACAGAUGGAUCCUCGGCUAGGGGUGAAAUAAAUCGUGUAUGUAUGACA